Molecule: messenger RNA, 1150 nt
Organism: Phyllotreta striolata
Lineage: Eukaryota; Metazoa; Arthropoda; Insecta; Coleoptera; Chrysomelidae
Source: the annotation of a GenBank genome assembly
UGGGACGGCAAGUUCAAGAGCGAGACCGCGAUUUUACGGUGUUCGAAUCCAGUCCUCGACGCUGCAGACAGCUCUCGAUCCAGCCGGGCGACCGACGACGUGAAAAUGAAGUGAGAAUUUCCCAGCAGUUUUUUUUCCUCUCGAGUGAUUGAGCCGUACUCUGAAGAAAUCGACCGGUGAGCGAUCGAAGACGCGAAAAAUGGUGGGCAAGAACGCGCUGGUUAUAUACGUGACGACCAUCGUUUGUGCUACAAUAAAUUCAGCCCUUGCCAAAAUGCCGAUGAAAUGCGAAGGGGGUACAGGCUUGAAGUACUUGUGGGGGGACGCGCUGGUGGAUCAGCCCGAUUGCGUGGGCCCCAAUAACAUGCCAUAUCCGACGCCUGCCAUAGAUAGAACGUUCAAAGGAUCGAAGCUGUGGUCCGGUACGUUCAGAACGGGAAGAUCUCAAAAAACCAUUGAUCCGUUCACGACGAGAAAUCUGCUGCUUUCAUCUCAUCGAAGGAGCUUAGAUAGCGAUGAUUUUACCGUUUCUAGACAAGGGAGAGCUGCUUCGACUUCUCCUGCGAACAUGUGCGGUUCGGCGCCGUCUAGAUUGUGCAAAACGAGAUACAACACCACUGCCCCUAUGUACGGGGUGUCCCUGACGUCCGGGCAACCGGUAACAAUUGUCCAGAAGUUCCCAGAUCUCCUGCAGCAAGUUGUAUUCGAGGUGUGCGAGAGUUCGGAAUGCGACGUGGUUCGAGGUGAAUGCACGCAAACGUACGUUCCCUAUCUGUUCUUAGUGAUUCCUUUAGGGCCGGUGACGCUCACUGGACAGGACUAUGUGUUGGUGGAGAGCGGUUGCGUUUGUAGGCCUAAGAAUGCCGGUCAGAAUAAUCACGAUGCCAGCGCCAUAUCUGCGAUUCCGAGAGUUUGAAACUAAAAUUUGUAGCGCGGCGCGAAUUUCUUGUUGUUGGAGGUUUCGAUGGUGUUUCGACGGUUUCUUGUGAAUUCAAAAAAACUUAUGUUAAGAUGUUGUUCUUGUUUGCAUUAUGUACUAUUGUUGACAAUUCAUUUUUCUUGCCAACAAAGCUGUACGGACAUGUCCGGAAACUAUAUCAAAAUGACGCACUUCGAUGUAAAUUGUAAAUGAUUUCUAUAGGUGGCGGGA